Messenger RNA from Sabethes cyaneus, 2016 nucleotides. RefSeq lists its product as uncharacterized. Lineage: Eukaryota; Metazoa; Arthropoda; Insecta; Diptera; Culicidae. The record is from RefSeq and is a predicted model, not a curated record. Bases 1 to 2016 code for a protein of 671 amino acids. The transcript has 3 exons.
AUGGCACAGGCACCAUCUUCUUCUGGUAGUGAACAAUGUAUAGCUGUCCAGUGUUCGACGAGAAAUGAAUUGGUGCUAGAUUCACUCGCGAGCAACAUCACGGAAUUCGUGUACGACCUGGAGCAAGGAUGUUCGUUUGAUACCUGGUUCUCUCGAUACGCGGAUUUAUUUGAAAAAGAUGCUGCUAAAUUAAACGACAGUGCCAAAGUCCGGCUAUUGCUGCGGAAAUUAAAUCCUGCUGCGCACGACCGGUACACUUCUUUCAUUCUGCCAAAACUCUCAGAGGAUUUCGAUUUUGCUGAGACAAUCAAGAAGCUGAAAACCAUCUUCGGCACACCAGUGUCAACGUUCAAUCGUCGUUAUCAGUGCUUACAAACCACGAAUGACGAGCAUGAAGAUUUCAUCAGCUAUUCCUGCAAGGUAAAUCGAUCCUGUGUGGAUUUCAAGUUGCAGGAACUCAAGGAAGAUCAGUUCAAGUGCCUUAUAUUCGUGUGCGGGCUGAAGUCGGCGAAAGAUGCAGAUAUACGAAUGCGGUCGCGGGCUAAAAUCAACGAGACGCAAGACAUUACACUGGAACAAGUCGUGGAGGAAUGCAAAAGUCUGAUCAACCUCAAGCAAGAUAUGGUUCUGAUCAGUAACAAGUCAUCCUCUACAUCACCGUCAACAAACGCAGUGAGAAUCGACCCCAAGCAAAAAUUCAAGGGUAGGUUCACCGAGAGACAGGACAACACUCCCAAAACACCGUGUUGGUCCUGUGGUGGUAUGCACUUUUCGAAAGAGUGUCAGUUCAAAGAACACAAAUGUCGUGAUUGCGGAAAAAUGUGUCAUCGCGAAGGCUAUUGUGCCUGUUUCACAGCAAAGAAUCGGCAAAAACCAGCAAAGUUCAGCAAUAAGACGCACCAACGCUCGAAUCCGUCAGACUGUAUAGCUAUAACUGCUUCUGGAGGUAAAUUGCACAUUUCGGAUAUGUUUGAGGCGGCUAUUAGCAUCGGUGGUGUCCUUAAAACGUGCAAAAUCUAUAUGUGUGGCUCUAACCUCAACCUGAACGUGUUAGGUUCUGAUGCAAUGGAUCGAUUCGGAUUAUGGGAUGUGCCAUUAUCAUCGAUUUGCAAUUUGGUACACAGCAGUGACGGAGACAGCGACAUUGCUGAAUUAAAAUCUCAGUUUCCGGAUGUUUUCAGUAGCGCCAUGGGCUUGUGUAAGAAAACGCAGGUGCAUCUCACUCUCAAACCAAAUGCACAGCCUGUGUUUAAGCCAAAGCGUCCAGUGGCGUAUAGUGUGAGAUCGUUAGUGGAAGAAAAGCUGGGCAGACUGGAAAGCUUAGGAAUAAUAACACCAGUCACGUAUGCCGAUUGGGCCACUCCAAUAGUGGUGGUACGAAGACCAUAUCGUUCAGUUCGGAUCUGUGCAGACUUUUCUACAGGUUUAAACAAUGCACUGAUGCCGAAUAGUCAUCCUCUACCUCUCCCCGAGGAUAUCUUUGCGCGCAUGGCAAAUUGCACUAUCUUCGGACAUAUCGAUCUGUCCGAUGCAAAUCUGCAAGUACAAGUGGACGACGAGAGUCGCAAGUUACUUGUCAUCAACACCCACAAAGGGCUUUUUCGUUUCAAUCGUCUCUCCCCGGGCAUUCGAACAGCGCCGGGCGAGUUUCAACCAAUCAUGGAUGCCAUGCUCAGUGGAAUCGAAUACGCCUGCCCGUACCUCGACGAUAUCCUGGUAGGCGGCCAAACGAGAGAUGAGCUGAAACACAACUUAAAACAAGUUUUGGCACGACUGCACGAGUACGGAUUCACCGUUAGAAUUGAAAAAUGCAGUUUUUUCAUGAAUCAGGUGAAGUAUCUGGGCCAACUGAUAGACCGUGAAGGUAUUCAUCCGGACCCGGAGAAAAUCGCCGCUAUCAUUAGCAUGCCGGCACCACAUGAUGUGCCUUUAAAGUCUUUCCUGCGAGUUCUACCUAAGGCCGGGGGAUCCAACAAAAGACAGCAAGGUAGAAUAUUCUCUCCAGAUUGUAAAUAG